Molecule: messenger RNA, 3886 nt
Organism: Limanda limanda (common dab)
Lineage: Eukaryota; Metazoa; Chordata; Actinopteri; Pleuronectiformes; Pleuronectidae
Product: transcription initiation factor TFIID subunit 4-like
Exons: 16
Coding region: 345-2801 (818 amino acids)
Biological process (GO): DNA-templated transcription; transcription initiation at RNA polymerase II promoter
Cellular component (GO): transcription factor TFIID complex
Molecular function (GO): protein heterodimerization activity; DNA binding; RNA polymerase II general transcription initiation factor activity
Source: RefSeq, a predicted model, not a curated record
CACUGAGACUUGCGGACCGUUAGCUUGUUGUACAUCCCGGUGUCCCUCCACCGGAAGUGGCUCGGUGCGGGUCCGAUUCGGUGCUGCGGUCCGUGCGGGGCUGACGCGGCAGCGGCGGCGGCGGAGGGAUACUCGAUGGAAACUUUCGGUCUCCUGUCCGACGCUGAUCCGCGGCGCGCAGCCUCCGGACUGUCAGUUGAAGCCGUUGGCCCCGCCUCUUACCAGGCGCAACAGCCAAUCACAGCCCGCACAGCUCCCCCCGCACCGAGCCGGCCCGCCGCUGUGCGCAGGCGCGCGUCAGUUGUGUGUCCCCGAGCCGCGGAGCUGAGCGAGCAGCCCGGUCCAUGUGUCCCGCUCCAUCCCAGCCCGCCGUGCUGGUGCCGCUUCUGAACCAGCUGGAGGACUGGAGGGGAGUCUCGUCACAGCGAGGUGCCCAUGGUUCAACUUCAGCCAUGGACGCGUCGACGGACUCCACCGCAGGAAGCGACCCCGGCCAGAGAACACUUGUUGGUGGCGGUGGUGCAACUUCCUCUCACCCGGGGACAGUGGGCUCGGGGCAGACCUGCAACGGGAGCCACACUGUGAACUCUUCAGGAAGCGGGGAGCCGGGGUCUAAAGGGCUGUCCGCUGCCUUCAUGCACCCCGCGGCCACCUCCGUCAUCCAGCCGCCUCUCAUGCACCCCCAGGGGGUCGUGUCCUCGGCAGGAGCCACCGUGACCCUCGUCAGGCCGCCUAUGCAAAACGCCUGGUCGGGUGCAACUUUGAAUGGGAACAAUAAUGUGGUGGCGGCCGGUGCGACAGGACAGCCAGGUGUGUACAAUGUCCAGCAUUCCACCCCGGGCUCUUUCAGCGCCAGGCCGCCCACGACGAUCCUACACACAGCCCCGCAGCCCGCUGUCACCUACGCCCCGGUCGGCUGGCCCCAGGCCCCGGGGACCCUGGCUGCCGGUCCGGGUGGGAUCCCAGGGAUGACGCCUCAGAUGUUUGCCCCGAGGCUCCAGCAGCCCCCCCCACCGCAGCAAAACAUCCAGGUGCCCCCGGGGAUGGUGAUCAUCCGCAAUGAGAAUGGACAGCUGCUGAUGAUUCCUCAGCAGGCUCUGGCCCAGAUGCAGGCCCAGUCGCAGGCAGGCAUGAUGCCUCGACCUGCACUCCAAACCAACGUGCCUUUUGGUCAGGCUCCUGGAAACAUCUGCAGACAAGUGGCUCCCCCCACCAUCAUCCAACAGGGCUAUCCCGCUCCUACAACAUUCGCUGCGACCACCACUCUUCACAGACCUCCUAUUCUUCAGAGCUCAGUAGGGGCUGCAGUACCAGGAAUGACCCCCAUGACUUACAGCCAAACAGCUGGGACCACAGUUCUCCCAGUAACAGUGAGCAAAGAGACAAUGGAUAAUGUAAUUAAAUGUAGAAACUUCCUGUCUACAUUGAUAAAACUGGCAUCCAAUGGGAACCACUCACCACAGACUGCAGCCGUCGUGAAAGAGCUGACUAAAGACCUGCUGGAGGGAAAACUGGAACCUGAGGAGUUCACUAGCAGUUUGUACAAAGAGCUCAAAUCCUCACCCCAAUCUUACCUUGUGCCUUUCCUCAAGAAAAGCCUCCCAGCCUUGAGGCAGUUCACUCCAGACUCAGCUGCAUUCAUCCAGCAGAGUGAGCUCCCCCAGCUGGUCUCAGGUCCAGUCUUCUCCACCUCAUUUACCCCCACGGUGGUCCUAAGCGGCCCUGCCCCGUGUCUCCCUGCCCCGUGUCUCCCUGCCCCGUGUCUCCCUGCCCCAAUCAGCAGGCCGCAGCUGCAGCCAAGCAUCGGCCAGCAAGGACAGACCGCUUCCAUGGUUCUGCAGCUUCAGCAGCAGAGGGUGACAGUGAGACCUCAGGUAAACUUACCAACGACCCCCGUGGUGAUGCUCAGGAAUCAGGCCCCUGGCCGCAUCAUGCUGGGACAGCAACAGGCCCAGCACAAAGGGCUGCACGCAACAGCCUUCAGUGCAGCUCACAAGAACAAGCUAAGAGAGGCUAGCGGCUAUGUCAAGGAUUAUGACGAACUCAACGAUGUGGCCUCCAUGGCUGGAGUGAACCUAUGUGAGGAAAGCACCAAUAUCUUAGCAUCCAAUUCUGGACUAAUGGGAGUGGUGACACAUUCCUGUAAAGAUGAGCCUUUCCUCCCCUGCUCCUUGUUGCAAAAGAGGAUGCUUGAGAUAGGGAGUAGGCAUGGUAUGACUAACAUGGGUGCAGAGCUGGUGAACUUAGUCUCCCAUGCAACUCAGCAGCGACUCCGGAACCUGUUAGAAAGUGUAUCCCAAGUGGCCCAGCAGAGAAAUGUCAACUUCAAGGAGGAUGACAAGCAUGAGCAGAACGAUGACGUGCGUGCUCAGCUGAGGUUCUUUCACCAGCUGGACAGUCUAGAGAAACAAAGAAAAGAGGAGGAGGAGAGAGAGAUCCUCCUGAAGGCAGCUAAGUCUCGAACUAGGCAAGAGGACCCAGAGCAGCUACGUCUGAAACAGAAAGCAAAAGAGAUGCAGCAGCAGGAGCUGGCUCAGGUGAGACAGAGGGAGGCCAACAUGACGGCACUGGCAGCCAUUGGCCCCAGAAAGAAGAAGAGAAUCCUGGACUCUCAAUCCUCCUCUGCUGCAGCUGAGGGAUCAGGGGCAGGCCCCUCUUUGCCUGGUGGUGCGGGUGCGGCGAGCUCCAGACCCACGAGGCAGCGGAUCACACGCGUCAAUCUCAGGGACCUGCUCUUCUGUUUGGAGAACGAGAAAUCCACCAGUCCCUCUCAUUUCCUCUACAAGGGCUUUCUGAAAUAGGCUUGAUGUCAGAGAGGGGGAUGAGGAGGAGAGGUGAGAGGAGGGGAAAUGAAGUGUGUGGAGAGACCGGCCGCUCCCACCACAGAGAGAGUGAUACAGACUCUAGUGUAUGAAGAGGAGAGGAGCAGCUACCUGAUAACCUGAAAUACAGCAGUAGCUCCAUUUGAUGGUCUUCUUCCUCGCUCCUCAGAUAACGACUAUUUUCUUACAGAGCAGUCGUGGACUUAUGCCCCUUUAUUCAGCCCAUACAACUUAUUUUUCAAAAAAGGAUUAAUAUAAAGGGUUUUUGAACGAACAAAUUACUUGUAGAAAUAUGCACUGCAGAACAGUUUAUUUUUUAAUUAUUUGUUUGUGCAAUAGACUGCAAAGCAAUGGAAAUCAAUUGUUUAACUUUACCACCGACUAAUUUUAUUAAUGAUGAUUCAGUUUUUUUCUGUCAACUGAAUUAGUUUCGGGUUCAAACUGUAUAACCUACUGAGUUGCCUUCCUGACUAUAAAUAAGCCAUAUAGCCACCCGGAAACUAUUAACCCUGCUGUGUCUCCUGAGGCAGUAUCUCUCUCUCUCUCUCUCUCUCUCUCUCUCUCUCUCUCUUUCACCUCAGGGUCUUUACUUGAGUUUUUUAUUUAACAUCAUGUAACACCUCAGUUGUUUCAUGUAGCUGCAAUUCAAAACACAUGUAGUAGUGUGUGGAAGUUUCAGUGUUUACGAAGAAAAAACACAAAACUGUUUAUUGUUCUUCUAAAAUAAGUUCUUAUGUAUAUAUUCAUAUUUAACACUUCAGCAGUUUUCAGAAAGCAUCUCACCUGUUCUGCGAUACCAAACAUACAUCUACCUGAAAUUUCUAUUUUUGUAGAUGCCCACCAACACAGCUUUUUACUCUUUUAAUAGUGACUGACAGUAUCCUCAAUAUUUUCCUGACCGGCUUCUAUUUUUGUGUGCUACUGGACAGCCCCUUAGGUUUUUAGUACCUACGACUAAAGAAACUGAAGUUUCUUACUGUAUAUUUGUAAAUGUAACACCUAAAGUUUUACACAUGGUUUUGUAUGGAAUCAAAAUAUACUCAUACAGUGCAAAGACAAAUACU